ACGCCACUGGUUAACAAGAGUCCUUCAGUAAACGUGCAAACCGUGUUACGCGUGCGUGUUUGUCCAACAGUGAUCGGUUUGGACCCAGGGUUUGUGGAAAACACAGACUAGUUUUCUGGUUGAUAAUGCUGCUGGCAUAUCUGGUUGCUAAGAAACGGAUCUUGGUACUUGUUUGCCUAUGGUUAGCAUGUCUGAGUGUGUGCUUACGUCUCUUUCGAAGUCAACGCGUUUUACUGUCCAUGUCCCAACUACCUGGCGUGCCAGUCAAACCGAAUCCAGUCCAGGAUGAACUUAUCGAUGCAGUGCUCACAUUUCCAUUGCUGACCGAUCCUCACUGGAACAGCCACGGUUACCGCCACUUGACGUACCAACAGAGGGAAGCCCGUAUGGAUGAGUACAUUGAGAGUCUGGCGAACACACUGGCACACCCUCGAAUCGGCUCAGUCCACUGUCUGUACGACCAGGAAGCGCUGGUGGGAUACGUCCGCAGGACGAUCUCCAGCAACAAGCUGAAGUUCCACUAUCACAACGAGACGCACCUUGCCCUGUCUCUGUUCCGAUUCGCCUUUCAGUCCCUACACGGUCAUCUGGUGAUGGUCCUCCAGGCAGACACGUACCCUGCUCACGGCUUUCAGUACGUCGUGGGAGCCACCAUGCGGAAGAAGAACCUGUUCUAUGCCCUGACGAGACACGGCAAAAUGGAAGCCACUUGCGACAUGCACGGCGACUUCUGUGAUGAUCGAGAGUAUGUUGGGUCACAUGACGCCUACAUCUUCGUCCCGACGGGAGAGUUGUCGGCGAGACAUGGCGAUGUUCUCAACAAGAAGACGAUGUCGUGGGGUGUAGAUCUGGUGAUUGCCUGGGUGUUCGACGAUAUGGGUUAUCGGGUGCUCAACCCGUGCAAAGUGAUUUUCCUUUACCACCUGCAUUGCACGUGGGUACGGGACGUCGGGAGAGUGAGAGUCAACACGUUCAAUACCACGGGCUGGUUUCCACCUACCACGAGCUUAUCGUGAUCAUUUAAUAAUCAAAGAAAACGUAGUCUAAUAAAUAAAUAAAUAAAUAAAUAAAAAAAAAAA
Molecule: messenger RNA, 1079 nt
Organism: Gigantopelta aegis
Lineage: Eukaryota; Metazoa; Mollusca; Gastropoda; Neomphalida; Peltospiridae
Exons: 3
Coding region: 126-1016 (296 amino acids)
Source: RefSeq, a predicted model, not a curated record